GACACUAUUGCAAAAUACAGCAACAGCAUGAAGGAUUUUGCUCAAAAGUUGCUGUGCAUCAUCUCAGAAAAUCUGAACCCACCACCAUCUUAUAUAAAAGAGGCAGUUGGAGAAGUUUAUCAGAAUAUUACUAUUAGCUACUAUUCUCCUUGUCCACAACCUGAUCUUGCUCUUGGGUUACAAUCUCAUUCUGAUAUGGGCGCAAUAACACUUCUGAUACAAGAUGAUGUUGGUGGGAUCGAGGUAUUGAAGGAUGGAAUGUGGAUACCUGUGCCUGCUUUGCGUGAUGGCAUCCUUGUGAUUCUGGCUGAUCAGACAGAGAUCAUCACCAAUGGAAGAUAUAAGAGUUCUGUUCAUCGAGCUGUUGUCGAUGCUGAGCGUGCCCGCUUAUCAGUAGCUACAUUUUAUGAUCCAUCAAAAUCAAGGAAAAUAUUCACUGCUGCAAAGCUUGUGAGCAAGGAUGAGCCACAAAAGUAUCGGGACGUAAUCUAUGGUGACUAUGUCUCAUCUUGGUAUAGCAAAGGUCCAGAGGGAAAGCGAAACAUUGACGCCCUCCUUAUUCAGCAAUAG
Setaria italica (foxtail millet) is the source of this 570-nucleotide messenger RNA. Its product is annotated as 1-aminocyclopropane-1-carboxylate oxidase 1. Lineage: Eukaryota; Viridiplantae; Streptophyta; Magnoliopsida; Poales; Poaceae. The transcript has 2 exons. Bases 28 to 570 code for a protein of 180 amino acids. The record is from RefSeq and is a predicted model, not a curated record.